GCGGAGAUUCACCAACCCUUUUUCCAAUCUAAUCCGGCUCGGAUCCGAAUCAUCGCUUUAAUCAAGUUACCCAUACUUCAAAAUCCCCACAACUCUCUCAAAAUGGUUUCCAAGACGAUCAUCUUCGCUCUCGCAGCAGCUACUUCUGUUGCCGCACACGGCAAGGUUGCACAAGUCACUGGCGAUCUCGGUGGCAACGGCACUGCUCUCGCUAUCCAGGGUGGCGUUGUUCCCGGCCCCGGCCCCAACCGCAAGACUGAGCUCGACACCACUGUCUUCAAGAGCAAGAACAUCAUGACGGACGGCAUGGGCAAGACCACCGGCGGCGGCAAGGUCCAGGCUGCCGAUAUCUCCCAGGCCAUGGCUCUGUCCGGCGAUACCCUCCCUCAGGUCUCCUCCACUGGCGGCAGCAUCUCCGGCACCUUCCACGUCGUCACCACCGACGGUGCCGGUCCUCUCCGCGCCGUUCUCGACCCCACCGGUACCGGCGCGUUUUCCCAGGGCACUGAGCUCACUGUCACUCAGCAAGUUCCCGGCAAGAACGGUAACAUCAGACCCAAUGGCCAGGUUCCUGGCGGCAAGCGUUCCCUCUGGGAGCGGGCCAUGAGCGUCAUCGAAAAGCGUGCUUCCAACGUCAACAAGGACUUCCCCAUGGCCUUCUCCGUGCCCGCCGGCACCACCUGUACUGGUACCAUGGGUGGCCAGAGCAACGUCUGCUUGGUCAAGAUUGCCAACAGCAACGGCGCCGGCCCCUUCGGAGGCGUUGUGCCCAUCCAGAUUGCCCCUGGCGGUGCCGCCACCAACUCUACCCCGGCCGCUGCUCCGGCCGCCAAGCGCGAGGUCGAGUUCCAGGCAUAA
Messenger RNA from Colletotrichum lupini, 858 nucleotides. RefSeq lists its product as uncharacterized. The record is from RefSeq and is a predicted model, not a curated record. The transcript has 4 exons. The annotation marks the transcript as partial. NCBI's taxonomy places the organism in Eukaryota, Fungi, Ascomycota, Sordariomycetes, Glomerellales, Glomerellaceae.